Molecule: messenger RNA, 925 nt
Organism: Sphaerulina musiva SO2202
Lineage: Eukaryota; Fungi; Ascomycota; Dothideomycetes; Mycosphaerellales; Mycosphaerellaceae
Product: DHS-like NAD/FAD-binding domain-containing protein
Exons: 4
Coding region: 32-925 (297 amino acids)
Molecular function (GO): protein-malonyllysine demalonylase activity; protein-succinyllysine desuccinylase activity; NAD+ binding
Source: RefSeq, a predicted model, not a curated record
AUUUGCACAAUCCUCGGCCUUAUCCACGAAUAUGGCAGCCCCCUUCGCCGGUCCGGAAGCCGUCACAAGCUUCCAUGAGUGUCUCAAGAAAUCCUCUCGGGUGAUGUGUUUGGUAGGUGCAGGACUCUCUUCUGCAUCGGGCUUACCAACUUUUCGAGGCGCAGGCGGGCUAUGGAGGACGCACGAUGCCGUCUCACUCGCAUCACCGGCAGCGUUCGCAAAGGACCCCGCUCUGGUGUGGCGAUUCUACAGUUACAGGCGACAUAUGGCACUGCAGGCCUUGCCCAAUGCAGCCCACUACGCGUUGGCUGAACUGGCUCGUCGAAUGCCAGGCUUCAUCACUCUCAGCCAGAAUGUGGAUGGACUGAGCCAACGAGCUGGUCACCCACGGGACAAUCUUCAGCUCCUGCACGGAACCCUUUUCGAGGUGAAAUGUACCGACCCAGGCUGUGGCUACGCGGCCGAAAAUUUCGUUGAUCCGAUCACUCCUGCUCUGGACAUUCCGACACCAAGAAACCCCGAAUCUGCCAUGCAAGACAUCAGCGAUGCUACGGUGCCGCUACCUGAUAUACCUCCCGAAGGCCUUCCGCAUUGCCCAAGGUGUACGGAGUCGUUGCUGCGCCCGAACGUGGUCUGGUUCGGCGAACAGCUUCCGGUUGCAGUGUUGGACAGGCUCGACGAGUACCUGAAUGAGAGUGAUCACAUCGAUCUCAUCAUGGUUAUCGGCACAGGUGCCAAGGUCUAUCCGGCUGCUGGUUACAUUGAUCACGCUCGCUACAGAUCUGCUAAAGUGUGCGUGGUCAAUAUGGAUCCAAACGAUGUCCCUCCCGGUGGCUGGAAAAAGGGCGAUUGGUUCUUCCAAGGUGAUGCAGCCCAGCUUGUUCCAGAGCUCCUCAGGCCUAUCAUCGGGAAUUUGCCCUCUUAA